CUCGGCUUCCAUUUCAUGGCCGCCCUCUCGUCGGUGUUUGGUCUAGUGGUGGUCGUGCUGUGGCGAGUCGUGGACGGAAGCGCAACAUGGACUCGACUUGCACGAGACUCGUUCGAUGCGCCGGACGGGCGACAGAGCACGAUCAUGGAAGUCGUCGGCGACGCGGCGUACAUCUACGGCGGCGUUGGUGACGGCGACCACAAUAUCUACGACGACACGUGGAAGUUUGAUUUGGUGCACCGUGUGUGGCUUCCGAUCGUCACGACCGACAACCCUGGUCUUCGAUUCGACCAUGUCUCGGCCGUGCGAACAUCGACGCGAGAAGUGUUCAUUUACGGCGGCAUGUCGUUGAACAUAAGCGCGUUGAACCAGGUUCUGGGAUGGACCUAUGAUGAUGGGUACAUUCAGCAAGGCGACGUGUGGGUGCUGGACACCGUGGCCGAAACAUGGACGGAGGUGGUGGCGCUUGCUGAUGAUAGUGGGAAUUGGCCAUCGGCACGAAGCGAGGCGACGGCCGUGACGGUGGGGGACGCUGCCAUGGUCGUAUUUGGCGGUGUUGUCAUCCCGACCAACCUCUCGAUCACUCCUGUCGAUCUCAACGACCUCUGGCGCUUGGAUUUUACCACGAAGCAGUGGACAGCGCUCAAAACAUCCCCCGGAAGCGCCAAGCCAGCCGCUCGCUUUUCCCAUUCCGCCACGACCAUACCACUUGGGAAUGUCGAGCACAUGGUGGUUCUAAGUGGCCGCCACAUUUUGCAAGACAGGUGGUCCAUUCUAGACGAUGCAUGGAUGAUUCCAUUGCCUGCGUCGCAAGAGGAUGCCAAGGCGACUUUGGCCUGGAUUCCCUUGAGAGCUAACCCCGCUUAUGACCGCAUCUAUUCCGGGGUCGUAUAUGCCCAUCAAGGCCUGUGGAUGGUCGGGGGCGUCAACUACAUUGAGGUCGACAACGCCGUUGCAUACCCCGACACCAUUUACGCCGCCACCGAUACGCUCCCAGCGUUGGAUCUCAAGUUCGACUACGUCUCGGAUGCGUCCACUUUGACCGCUCGCUUCAAUCACCGAAUGGCCAUCUACAAGUCCAACAUCCUAGUGUACGGCGGCAAGUUUCGGGACUGCUACGGCGACCUGUGGAUGCGAAACACGACAGUGCUCCCGGCCGAGUCGUCACCGUACAUCAGCAGCGAUCGCAACGCCAUGAAUCCGUUGUUGUUUCUGUUGCUCGCGUUCAUCGUGCUCUUCAUCACGUGCAUCUUCCUCAUCGCAUACCUGUACAAGCGCCUCUACCAACACCAGGGGGUCCGGCAUGCCGUGUCGGACGUCGUGCGACCGCGCGGGUUGUCGCAGGAGGACAUCAAUCACUUUGAACUUGUCAAGUUUGCGCCAGUUCCAGCGGCGGAUGUAGCCGACGAAAUGUGCCCCAUCUGUCUGGUGGAGUACGUGCCUGAUCAAGACUUGAGACAACUCCCCUGCAACCAUCGGUUCCAUCCCGCAUGCAUUGACGAGUGGCUCCAUAAAAAUCAAACGUGUCCGAUGUGCAAACGCGACAUGGCCUUCCCCAUGCAUGCUCAACCGCGAAGCGACCUCCCACGGCCUCGCACCCCAGGCGUCCUUGUAGAUGAUGCCCUGCUCAAUGAUUAGCCCAUUGCACAUGAGUGGAGUGCACAAAGACGUCGGCAAUUACUCCACCCCACCUUUCCUGGUGACUCAGUACCACCUGGCUCCAGUUUUGGACAAGGUGGCUCGUUCAUUUGGUCACAUUCAUGCGCUUGGGG
Molecule: messenger RNA, 1772 nt
Organism: Aphanomyces invadans
Lineage: Eukaryota; Oomycota; Saprolegniomycetes; Saprolegniales; Verrucalvaceae
Exons: 10
Coding region: 16-1638 (540 amino acids)
Molecular function (GO): protein binding
Source: RefSeq, a predicted model, not a curated record